AGGAAGUCAUUAGUGCAGACUGAGCUGUGGAGUUGGGUUCUUGCAGGAUUUCCUUCCAGCCUCUCCCGACGACGAAGGUUCUUGGGAAUUAAAAAAAAAAAAAAAUCUAAGCACACAAACCAAGUUUUCCUAUUUACAGUGUUCAGGGAAGGUAGGCAUUUCAGGAAGGGCAGAUCCUUUCCCCAACUUGUCCGAGGAGGAGGAGGCGAGAACCGCGCAAGGAAGCUCUGAUUACAGAUCUUUGGAAUUUUCUUUGCUAAAAUUUUUACAAACGAGAAAGAAAUACACCCAGAAUUUUGGGAAUUGCUCCAGGCUGCGCGUGAGGAUUUGAUUGCUUGUCUAAUCUUUUUUUUUUUUUUUUUCUUUGAGAAGAAGAGAAUUCGCCAAAAAGGGGCUUGGAUGGCAGGAGCCGGGCCGGGUGUCUGCGGCAGCUCGGGCUCUGGGUCUGGGCCCUGAGGGAGGGUCCUCGGAGGCCCCCUCCCGCCCCCGCGGCCGGCUCCCUUCGCAGGCGCCCGCCGGGGGAAGAUGCCCCGCUCGGGCCGGAGCGCGCUGGCGGCCGCCGGGACUUCCUAGCCCGGUGCGAAGUGCGCCCGUGGUCCGGGGUUACUUUUCAUUGAACGGAAGGCGACAGGACUGGACUCUCCCCGGGCUUCUCCCCCCACCCGCCCACCCCCCCUCCAGUGGACACGGGGAAGAACUGGGGGCGGGAAGGAGGCAGCAUGACCGGCAGUCGCCGCUGCCCUGCAUCUGCCCCCAGCCCCCGGCCAGCGUCUUGAUGUCCCGCGUCUCGGCUGUACAAACAUGAUGAAAUGGCAGCCCCGGAAGAAGGCAUACUUCCGGCAGGGUGUUGCCCUCCAGUACCUCGGACGUCAUGCCGACGCCCUGGCGGCCUUUGCGUCUGGACUGGCUCAAGACCCCAAGAGUCUGCAGCUCCUUGUGGGGAUGGUAGAAGCCGCCAUGAAGUCUCCCAUGAGAGACUCCCUCGAGCCCACUUAUCAGCAACUUCAGAAAAUGAAACUGGACAAGAGUCCCUUUGUGGUCGUGUCCGUGGUUGGGCAGGAACUCCUGACAGCCGGCCACCAUGGUGCCUCUGUGGUUGUCCUAGAAGCCGCUCUGAAGAUCGGCACUUGCAGCCUCAAACUGAGGGGCUCUGUCUUCUCGGCCCUGAGCAGCGCACACUGGUCUCUUGGAAACACAGAGAAGAGCACUGGGUACAUGCAGCAGGACCUGGAUGUAGCCAAGACCUUAGGUGACCAGACUGGAGAAUGCCGAGCUCAUGGGAAUCUGGGCUCCGCAUUCUUCUCCAAAGGGAAUUACCGGGAGGCUCUCACGAACCACAGGCAUCAGCUGGUGCUGGCCAUGAAGCUCAAGGACCGGGAGGCAGCAUCGUCAGCCCUGAGCAGCCUGGGCCACGUGUACACGGCCAUUGGCGACUACCCCAAUGCACUGGCCAGUCACAAGCAGUGUGUUCUCCUUGCCAAGCAGUCUAAAGACGAGCUUUCCGAAGCCCGGGAACUUGGCAACAUGGGAGCCGUGUACAUCGCCAUGGGGGACUUCGAGAACGCCGUGCAGUGUCACGAACAGCACCUGAAGAUAGCCAAGGACCUGGGCAGCAAGCGCGAGGAGGCCCGGGCCUACAGCAACCUGGGCAGCGCCUACCACUACCGGAGGAACUUUGACAAGGCCAUGUCCUACCACAACUACGUGCUGGAGCUGGCGCAGGAGCUGGCCGAGAAGGCCAUCGAGAUGCGGGCCUACGCCGGCCUCGGCCACGCCGCCAGGUGCAUGCAGGACCUGGAGAGGGCCAAGCAGUACCACGAGCAGCAGCUGGGCAUCGCCGAGGACCUUAAGGACCGGGCAGCCGAGGGCCGGGCAUCCUCCAACCUGGGAAUCAUCCACCAGAUGAAAGGCGAUUAUGACACAGCCCUGAAACUCCACAAGACCCACCUGGGCAUCGCCCAGGAGCUGAGCGACUACGCGGCCCAAGGCCGCGCCUACGGCAACAUGGGCAAUGCCUACAACGCCCUGGGCAUGUAUGACCAGGCCGUCAAGUACCACCGGCAGGAGCUCCAGAUCUCCAUGGAGGUGAACGACCGUGCCUCGCAGGCCUCUACGCAUGGGAACCUCGCCGUGGCCUACCAGGCCCUGGGCGCCCACGACCGGGCCCUGCAGCACUACCAGAACCACUUGAACAUAGCCCGAGAGCUGCGGGACAUCCAGAGCGAGGCCCGGGCACUGGGCAACCUGGGCAACUUCCACUGCUCUCGGGGAGAGUACGUCCAGGCCGCGCCCUACUACGAACAGUACCUGCGCCUGGCUCCCGACCUCCAGGACAUGGAAGGAGAAGGGAAGGUGUGUCACAACCUCGGCUAUGCCCACUACUGCCUUGGGAACUACCAGGAGGCCGUGAAGUACUACGAGCAGGAUCUGGCCCUGGCCAAAGACCUUCAUGACAAGCUGAGCCAGGCGAAAGCUUACUGCAACCUGGGCCUGGCGUUCAAGGCACUGCUGAACUUCAGCAAGGCCGAGGAGUGCCAGAAAUACCUUCUGUCCCUCGCUCAGUCCCUGAAGAACUCCCAGGCUAAAUUCCGAGCCCUGGGGAACCUGGGGGACAUCUUCGUCUGUAAGAAGGAUGUCAACGGUGCCAUCAAGUUCUACGAGCAGCAGCUGGGCUUAGCUCACCACGUCAAGGACAGAAGGCUGGAGGCCAGCGCCUAUGCCGCCCUGGGCACGGCCUACCGCAUGGUCCAGAAGUACGACAAGGCCUUGGGCUACCACACGCAGGAGCUGGAGGUCUACCAGGAGCUGAGCGACUUGCCCGGGGAGUGCCGCGCUCACGGGCACCUGGCUGCCGUCUACAUGGCCCUGGGCAAGUACACGAUGGCGUUCAAGUGCUACGAGGAACAGCUGGACCUGGGGCAGAAGCUGAAGGAGCCGAGCCUGGAAGCCCAGGUGUAUGGCAACAUGGGCAUCACGAAGAUGAACAUGAGCGUGAUGGAGGAUGCCAUCGGCUACUUUGAGCAGCAGCUGGCCAUGCUGCAGCAGCUGAGCGGGAACGAGGCCGUGCUGGACAGGGGCCGGGCCUACGGCAACCUGGGCGAUUGCUACGAGGCCCUGGGAGACUACGAAGAGGCCAUCAAGUACUACGAGCAGUAUCUGUCUGUCGCCCAGAGUCUGAAUCGCAUGCAAGACCAAGCCAAGGCUUACCGGGGCCUCGGCAACGGACACAGGGCGACCGGGAGCUUGCAGCAAGCCCUCGUGUGCUUUGAGAAGAGGCUUGUGGUGGCCCACGAGCUCGGGGAGGCCUCCAAUAAAGCGCAGGCCUACGGAGAGCUGGGCAGCCUGCACAGCCAGCUCGGGAAUUACGAGCAAGCCAUUUCCUGCCUCGAGCGCCAGCUGAACAUAGCCAGAGACAUGAAGGACCGAGCCCUGGAGAGCGACGCGGCCUGCGGCCUGGGGGGCGUCUACCAGCAAAUGGGGGAGUACGACACGGCCCUGCAGUACCACCAGCUUGACCUGCAGAUAGCAGAGGAGACCAACAACCCCACGUGCCAGGGCCGGGCCUACGGGAACCUGGGCCUGACUUACGAGUCCCUGGGCACUUUGGAGCGGGCUGUGGUCUAUCAGGAGCAGCACCUGAGCAUUGCCGCUCAGAUGAACGACUUGGUGGCCAAGACGGUGUCCUACAGCAGCCUUGGAAGGACGCACCACGCCUUGCAGAACUAUUCACAGGCCGUCAUGUACUUACAGGAAGGUUUAAGGUUAGCUGAGCAGCUGGGCCGAAGAGAAGAUGAGGCAAAAAUUCGCCAUGGCCUCGGCCUGUCCCUUUGGGCAAGUGGGAACCUGGAGGAAGCCCAGCACCAGCUUUACCGGGCCUCCGCCUUGUUCGAAGCAAUCCGGCACGAGGCCCAGCUGAGCGCUGACUGCAAGCUCUCCCUCUUCGACCUGCAGACGUCGUCCUACCAAGCCUUACAGCGGGUGCUCGUCAGCCUAGGUCACCAUGAUGAAGCUCUGGCUGUAGCGGAAAGAGGUCGGACGAGGGCAUUUGCUGAUCUGCUGGUGGAACGACAGACAGGCCAACAGGACUCCGACCCCUAUUCGCCAGUCACCAUCGAUCAGAUCUUAGAGAUGGUCAAUGGGCAGCGGGGACUUGUGCUGUAUUACUCACUGGCUGCGGGCUACCUGUACAGCUGGCUGCUUGCUCCCGGGGCAGGCAUUCUGAAGUUUCACGAGCAUUACCUGGGUGACGGCACCAUGGAGAACCCCGAGGACUUCCAGGCGGGCAGUGGAGCCACACUGCCCACGGCCACCAGCUCUGCCCUGGAGCAGUACAUCGCCAGCGUCCGCGAGGCCCUGGGCGUGGAGUCCUACUACUCCAGGGCCUGCGCCAACAGUGAGACGGAGAGCGAGGCUGGGGACAUGAUGGACCAGCAGUUCGAAGAGAUGAACAAGCUCAACUCAGUGACGGACCCCACGGGCUUCCUGCGGAUGGUGCGCCACCACAACCUCCUCAACAGAAGCUGCCAGAGCAUGACAAGCCUGUUCAGUAGCUCCAUGUCACCCAUCAAGGACGGGACCUCCUCUCUCCCCAGGAGGCAGAGCCCACUGGCCAAGUCCCCACUCCGCGCCCUCUACGAUCUGCUCAUCGCGCCCAUGGAAGGGGGCCUGAUGCACUCCAGCGGCCCUGUGGGCCGGCACCGGCAGCUGGUCCUGGUUCUGGAGGGAGAACUCUACCUCGUCCCCUUCGCUCUCCUGAAGGGCAGCUCCUCCAACGAGUACCUUUACGAACGCUUCGCUCUCAUCGCCGUGCCUGCUGUCCGCUCGCUCAGCCCACACUCCAAGUGCCACCCGAGGAAGACCCUGCCCGCAUACUCCAGCUCCAACUCAAUGGCGGCCGUCAUAGGCAAUCCCAAGCUGCCGUCGGCCGUGAUGGACAGGUGGCUGUGGGGACCCAUGCCGUCAGCCGAGGAGGAGGCCUACAUGGUGUCCGAGCUGCUGGGAUGUCAGCCCCUGGUGGGCAGCGUGGCCACCAAGGAGCGGGUCAUGAGUGCCCUGACCCAGGCUGAAUGCGUCCACUUUGCCACGCACAUCUCUUGGAAGCUGUCAGCCCUGGUCCUCACGCCCAGUGCGGACGGCAACUCCGCCAGCAGCAAGAGCUCCUUCGGCCCCCCGUACACGAUCCCUGAGUCCCUGCGGGUGCAGGACGACGCCAGCGACGGGGAGAGCCUCUCAGACUGCCCGCCCCUGCGGGAGCUGCUGCUCACGGCCGCCGACCUCUUGGACCUGCGGCUGCCAGUGAAGCUGGUGGUGCUCGGAUCUGCCCAGGAGGCCAACAGCCGGGUCACCGCCGAUGGCGUGGUGGCUCUGACGCGGGCCUUUCUAGCUGCCGGCGCGCAGUGUGUCCUUGUGGCUCUGUGGCCGGUACCCGUGGCUGCUUCCAAGAUGUUCAUCCACGCCUUCUACUCCUCCCUGCUGAACGGCCUGAAGGCCAGCGCCGCCCUGGGAGAGGCCAUGAAGGUGGUGCAGGGCAGCAAGAACUUCUCACACCCCUCCAACUGGGCAGGUUUCACGCUCAUUGGCAGCGAUGUGAAGCUGAACAGCCCCUCGUCGCUCAUCGGCCAGGCACUGACAGAGAUCCUACAGCACCCGGAGCGGGCACGGGAUGCCCUGAGGGUACUGCUGCACCUGGUGGAGAAGUCACUGCAGCGCAUCCAGAAUGGGCAGCGCAACGCCAUGUACACAUCCCAGCAGAGCGUGGAGAACAAAGUGGGGGGCAUCCCAGGCUGGCAGGCCCUCCUCACGGCGGUGGGCUUCCGGCUCGACCCUCCUGCCAGCGGCCUGCCAGCGGCCGUCUUCUUUCCGACCUCGGACCCGGGCGAGCGGCUACAGCAGUGCAGCAGCGCCCUCCAGGCCCUGCUGGGCCUACCCAACCCUGCCCUCCAAGCCCUGUGCAAGCUCAUCACAGCCUCGGAGACGGGCGAGCAGCUCAUCAGCCGGGCUGUUAAAAAUAUGGUGGGAAUGCUCCACCAGGUGCUGGUCCAGCUCCAGGCUGGGGAGAAAGAGCAAGACUUCGCCUCGGCUCCCAUUCAGGUCUCCAUCAGCGUCCAGCUGUGGCGGCUUCCCGGGUGUCACGAGUUCCUGGCAGCUCUCGGUUUUGACCUCUGUGAGGUGGGCCAGGAGGAAGUGAUUCUGAAGACUGGGAAGCAGGCCAACCGGAGGACCACGCACUGUGCACUGCAGUCCUUGCUGUCACUCUUCGAUUCCACCGAGCUCCCCAAGCGCCUCAGCCUGGACAGCUCGUCCUCCCUGGAGUCGCUGGCGUCGGCGCAGUCUGUGUCCAACGCCCUGCCCUUGGGCUACCAGCAGCCCCCCUUCUCUCCCAGCGGGGCCGACAGCAUAGCCUCUGAUGCCAUCUCCGUGUACAGUCUCAGCUCCAUCGCCUCCUCCAUGAGCUUCGUCUCCAAGCCCGAGGGGGGUUCGGAAGGCGGAGGCCCCCGCGGGCGUCAAGACUACGACAGGCCCAAGUGUGCCCACACACAGCGAGCCACCUUGCCACGGCGCCAGCUGUCCCCUCAGGCCCGGCGUGGAGGGGGCAAGGAGGAGGAGGAAUACGAGGGUUUCUCCAUCAUAAGCACAGAGCCUCUGGCGGCCUACCAAGAUGAAGGCAAGGAGCGCUUCUCCCCGGACCCCAAGCCAGCCCGACUCGGGGCAGUGGGCGGUGUGAGGCUGUCCAUCAGCUCCAAGGGGAGCGUGAGCACCCCCAACUCCCCCGUGAAGAUGACACUGAUUCCCAGCCCAAACUCGCCCUUCCAGAAGGUGGGGAAGCUGGCGAGCUCAGACACGGGCGAGUCUGACCAGUCCAGCACGGAGACAGACAGCACCGUGAAGUCCCAGGAGGAGAGCACCCCCACGCUUGACCCCCAAGAGCUGGCGCAGAGGAUCCUCGAGGAGACUCAGAGCCACCUCCUGGCGGUGGAGCGUCUGCAGAGGAGCGGUGGCCCGGCUGCCAAGGGCCCUGACCGGGAGGACAGCGUGGCAGCAGCCCCCAGCAGCGCCACGGUGUUCAGGGCGUCGGAAACCAGCGCCUUCAGCAGGCCCGUCCUCUCCCACCAGAAGAGUCAGCUGUCAGCGGUCACUGUCAAACCAAAGCCCCCAGCCAGAAGCUCGUCGCUGCCCAAGGUGGGCUCCGGGUACAGCAGCCCCACGGCGCCCGAGGUGCCCAGCGGCCGCCCGUCCCCGGGCUCUGACGCCCAGGCCUCCCCAUCAGACGCGCCACUCCUCAGACUAAAGUACCCCAGCUCUCCGUACAGCGCGCACAUCUCCAAGUCCCCCCGGAACGCGUCCCCCGGCUCGGGCCACCAGUCCCCCGCGGGCAGCGUGCCGUCGCCGGCGCUCUCCUACUCCUCGGCCGGCUCCGCUCGCUCCAGCCCAGCCGACGCCCCCGACGAGAAGGUGCAGGCCGUGCACAGCCUGAAGAUGCUCUGGCAGAGCGCCCCCCAGCCUCCCAGGGGCCCCCGCAAAGUGUGCCGCGCGGCGCCAGGGGCCCUGCCGUCCAAGAGAGAUGUCCUCAGCCUGCUGAACCUGUCACCCCGGCACAGCAAGGAGGAGGACGGGGCGGACAAGUUGGAACUUCAGGAGCUGCCUCUGCAGCAGAGGGACGAGGCGCCCCCCAAGGCCCCCGCCAACGGACACUGGCGCACGGGCGACACCGGCGCUGGCGCACUGACGCUGCCCGGUGGCCCCGGUGGUGCAGCAGCCACCCCACGCCCUCUGAGACUGCCCGCAGCCAAUGGCUACAAGUUCCUCUCCCCAGGAAGGUUCUUCCCUUCCUCCAAAUGCUGAAGCAGUCUUCCAGCCCCGGCUCCGGAGGCACCGAGCACAGAAGGGCCUGGGACCCCUGGGCCCUGCUCACUCAGCCAGUGCAGCUGCCCACACAGCCACCAGGACCGUGCCAGGCAGGUGGGCUCCCUGGGCAAGGGCACUGCCACGCCAAAUACCACCAAUGUCCACUGGUGGCUCCUCUGGGCAAGAUUUGCCAAAAGCCAGGACUUGUGUGGGGUGGGAAGGAAGGCUCGAGGCGUUCUCCACCCACUUCUCCUGUUUACCUUAGGACUCCUGCUUCUCCUCUUUUAAGUGACAACAGAAUUUUGUACAGCGAUGGCCACGGUUCUGGGUGGGAGGAAGGAGUACAGAUUUUCUACGAGGUCUCUAUGCAUACCUUUUAUACACAAGUACAAACAGCAUUUGUAAGGUUUUUUCAGGUGCUGGGGUGGGGGGUGAAGUUUCUCUGAGUUGCGUUCUACCUGAGAGUGUCACAUUAGCCAAAAGCAGGAUGGUUUUUAAAAUGCCAACGCUUUGUGAUUCAAUGGUCGCAGGCACCACGCAAUAACCCUUGCUGAACGCGCUUCCGUCCCGAGCUGCCCCCAGCGUAGCUUGGCCAGGGUCCUUGGGGCCCCACUGUUAGUCAAACUUGAAUUUUCUUAACAAAAAAAAUUAUGUGACUCUUACCCAGGCAUUUUAGAACUAUGCAAUUGUGAUUUAAAACACAACUUUGUGCUUUUAAAACAUUACUGACCUUUUUUGUACACGGAUAAACACUUGGUUUUAUCAAUAGUACUUUGCAUUUAUAGCUAUUAUUUUUAAAAGCUCAAAAAGUUUUUUAAACUGUCAAAUUUUGAAUAUUCAUCCAUAAGCGAUGAUCAUGUUGGGGCAUGGUUGAAAUUAUCCAGUUUCUUUAUUAAGACAAAAACAAAAACAAAAAGCUAGCCAGCUAGCCAGAGCCAGACCUCGCCUUCCAGUGCCCGCCCGUUCUCCAUGUCCCCGGCCCAGGCACCGCGGACCUCUUCCCUCUUAGUCGGUGGUCAGACCUCCCGCGCAGGCCAUCCCCGUGAGCUGUCUUCCCACCUCGGAAGACUCAUCAUGUCCUGAGAAGCAGGGCGCCUUUUGCUUGUAUGUGGCCCCAAUUUUUAUUAAACAUGAGGUCAGUCUUUAACACAGCAAACAAGUGGGCUCAUCCUCCAUCUGUGACAGCGUGCUGACGAUAUUACCAGGGCGCCGAGAUGAGGGAAUAGCGCCGAGUUAGGGGUGAAUAUUAAGAAAUGAAAUGUUGCAAAUCAUGUUGGUUCUAAGUUUAGUUGGAGAACUUAAAAAAAGUAUCUUCUAAAUAAUUCUGAAAGUAAAACCCUCCCCUGUUCACUGGGAGGACAGCUACGUGGCCCAGGACCCCGGCAGCACAUGGAGCCCCCCCCCCAGGGGCCUGGCAGAGGCAUCCGGAUCCCCUGGGGGCACUUCUAACCUUGGGUGGGAUCUCACUUUGGUUAUCUUUCGGGUGUUUUGUUUUGUUUUGUUUUGUUUUGCUGAGUCAGAGUCUCCCUGUAGUCCAGGCUAGCCUUGAACUCACAGCAGUCUUCCUGCCUCAAUCUCGAGUGCCGAGAUUACAGGCCCAGCUGGGAUUUCAUGUGGCAUGCAUCCGCAUCCACUGACUGUUCCUCAGAAGGGUGCUGUUUAUCCAAGUGCACUGGCUCUCCUGAGCUCCUUCCAGAGGAUUCUGGGUCUGACCCAGCCACCAUCCAGUAGACAUAAAGGGUGCCACGUUCUAUCUUACCUGGCCCCGCCCUACAGGAGAAGCGCUUCGUGACGCAGCAGCGGGCCCAGCUUGUCUUUAUGUUAGUAGGAAAAAUGAUAAAGUCCCUGUGUAGCAAAUGAAACCAAAUGAUAACACUGUGCGUUUAGAGAAAUCAGGUCGUCAACAACCAAGCAUGAACCUCAGAACAAAUGCCUAAACCCAGGGCCAGGCUACAUUCCUCAGCCACCUCCUCCGCCUCUCCCCCCCCCCCAAGGGCCCAGGAGCCCUGGGGUGACAGCUGAGUUCUGCACCCCAUCCGGAAUACAGCCCCAUUCCCACCCCACACAACCGCCUUGGCCAACCUGGACCGUGCCCUGCGGUGGUCAAGCCAGCCGGCGGUAAUGUGUGGGCUGCCCUGAGCGUACUCCUGGGCACACUGUUGCGUUAGGACUCACGCUAAAGAGCCAAACGGUACCAGGGAUGCUCUUCUUCUUGGUCUUACGUGUAAGUUUCAAGGAAGGGGAAGUGAAGGUGACAAGACAACUGGACAAUCUGUAGAUCACCCGCGUUGCCACGGUGCAUGUCAAUCAUGGUGUUUCCACAUGAGUGAAGAGGUCCAGCCCUGGUGGACCGUGAGCUUCAUGGUACUCCCUGUACCACCGAGGGGUUGGCAACCACCACCCACAGGCUACAUUUGGUCAGCCGGUCAGUCUGGAGUGUUCUGGUUUUGGCCAUAAGCCAAUCAUGGGUCUUGACCUUUUUAAAUAGCUACCACUUCAAAUGGUACCUAACAUAAUAUUCUUCAUGUUUUCCUCUCAGUCCCACUAAACCCAAGACUGUCCAGUACCCACCUUUUAGAGAAAGAUUGCCCAGGGCACCUGACACACGACAGCCUGCGUUUUGGUGGCUGCCGCCCAAGAAGAGAGUGUCAGGAAGUGGGUCAGCCUGACUGGCAGGGUAGGCUUGAGCGCUGGAGGCCACCUGGAUAAGUGCCAGCAAUGCCUGCCAGAGGCCGUGGCUCCUCAACCCAGGUGAGCGGGGCCAGUGGCUGGAGGGCAGAGCGGCAGACGUCCUCCUCGCUUUCCCUUUGCAGGUGGCCCUGAAGAUGUCCCUUUGGCUCAGCUCAGAACCCUGCAUGCCCUGCCCUCCUCCAGCAGAUGCCACUGACCACAAUCAGUAGAGCCUUCUGAGAGCCCGGCGGGAGCCUCAGCCCUCACAGGGGACAGCUCAAUUCCUUUGAUGAUCUUGUAACUUAAAUGACCAGAGAAAAUCCAUUUUGACCCAUGUUGGUGCACAGCCGAAUGAAUUAGCUCAAACCUUCCUACCCUUUUUAAAAUACUCACAAUCUUCACAGGUAGGAGGCGGGCAGCCCACAGAGUCCUGACCCUGCUCCCACCCACCCUCGAGACCCUCCAGUGGGUGAGCCCUGGGCGAGCACCCACCGGGCCUGCCCACUCCCUCUCAGCACACACACUCAGGGUCCCCAGGGAGACUGUGGCCUGAACACCCACCGCACUGCAGCCUGGGUGGCUCUCAGCAAGGAGGCAAAAGGUAAAAGGCGUCUAACUCUUUGUUUUACUUUGUUUUUACCUAAAACGGCUGUAUAAGUGGCUUUGUGAACUGGACCCCUGUUUGUGCCAAACCCUUCAGAGAUGUCCCUUGUCAGCCACCCCCCCACCUCCAGGGCAACUUCCCCUUGGCAUUCACUCUCCUCACAUGCAUUGUUAACCACCUUUGGCCUACACAGACUUCUUUUUGUAAAUUACACAGUUUUCAGACGGCAUUGAACUUUUUCUAUGACAAAAUUUGCCAUGUAAAAAGAACUUCAUAUUUUUAUCAAGAUUGCUAAGGCACGUGGCCUUCUCCCUGUGUGGUUUUAAUGUCUAUUAAAGCAUGAGUGUCUUCGGUUUUAA
Messenger RNA from Jaculus jaculus (lesser Egyptian jerboa), 11478 nucleotides. It is a transcript of the gene Ttc28, whose product is annotated as tetratricopeptide repeat domain 28. The record is from RefSeq and is a predicted model, not a curated record. The transcript has 22 exons. Lineage: Eukaryota; Metazoa; Chordata; Mammalia; Rodentia; Dipodidae. Gene Ontology annotation, molecular function: protein binding. Bases 802 to 7842 code for a protein of 2346 amino acids.